Messenger RNA from Sebastes umbrosus (honeycomb rockfish), 1537 nucleotides. RefSeq lists its product as uncharacterized. The transcript is spliced from 4 exons. The record is from RefSeq and is a predicted model, not a curated record. Bases 515 to 1174 code for a protein of 219 amino acids. Lineage: Eukaryota; Metazoa; Chordata; Actinopteri; Perciformes; Sebastidae.
UCAGAACACUUGAAUUACAAUAUGCUGAAAGGUUAUUAUGGAAUUUUUGCCCAAAGAUGCCAAAAACGUUCUGCCUACUGCCACUUUAAUAUCAAAAUUUGUGUCAAAAAGGAAAUGAAUUAAAUAGAAAGCUGAAUAUAUUGUGGAACAACCAGAAACAAGAGUAUUUAUCUGAUUGCUGUGAGCAGUUUCAGUCUGAUUGGACUUUUGUCUUUCAGCAAGUCUUCAGCUCAAGUGUGAUAAAAGGGACAUCACAGCACAUAUUGGAGGUGAGCUCCUUCUUAAGUGCGAGUAUGAAGCAAACCGAUUCUUGUACAGUAAAAAGUACUGGUGCCGUGGGGACUCUAGAAGCACCUGUGAGAUUUUGGUAGAUUCGGAUGGCAGUCCCAGAAAAACACACAGGUCUCAAAUAGUAGAUACAGGAAGAAGAGGCCUGUUUGUGAAAGUCACUAAUCUCCAAUUUGACGACGCUGGAGUGUACUGGGUUGGGAUUGACAAAAUAUAUGCUGACAUCAUGACUUCAGUUAAAGUGGUUAUCACUGAAGUUCCAGUAUCUAAACCCAGACUUUGGCCCUUGAGCUCUCUUGUGGACAGGCCGACAUGUUGGGGUCAGCCAGUGACCGUGCGCUGUGGUUGUACAAAGGGCACUGGCGUCCGUUACGCCUGGUACCAACACACACACCAUGAGGAUUUUCUGCUUCACAACUCGUCAGACUUAUACCUACACUGCGGCACUGUGCAAAAGGACGGCGAUUAUUACUGUAUAGCCAGUAAUGACAUAAGCAGUCAUGAGAGUGAUAUCUUCUCUGUGCGGGUUCUGACGCCUGCAGACCACAGCUGUAUCUAUGCCGUUUCUAUGCAGGGCCAACCCUUUUAUGACUGUGACAACAGAAUGAGCACCUGCCAAACCACCGUGAAAAUCCAGCAAACCACCGUGAAAAUCCACUCUGACACAAGAAACCGGUCUUUACUAAUCAAUCAAACUGAUCAAGAUCUGUUUUUUAGCAGGGCAUGGACAGGAGUGCCAUUUUGGUAUACAUUGCUGCGUUGGGGUGCUUUUGCGGCCUUACUGAUAUUUCUGUGCAUAGUACUCAAAUGUACAAAAGCAAGACAGAAACGUGCCCAGAGGAAGAGGAGGGUUCGCGUCAGGCGAAUGCCCCAGUUGGCUCACUGACCUGCAGUUUACAGUGGUAGUUCUUUGGAAGUCGUAUGUUAAUGAUUUGUAAAGAGUCUGAGUCAUAACGUACGUCAGCGUGUUUAUCAGUGUCUCAUUGCAGCAUUUAUCAAACUGAUCAGCGUUGUAUUCUAUUUCAAGUGAUAGCUUUCCAAUACCAACACAUACACAUACAAGUUAUGUGAGGUCUUUGCUUGCCUUACCAAGAGGUGAAAAAAAGAGGAAUGAUCUGUCACCAUGUUUGCUAAAAUAAUAGGCUACUAUAAUAACAUUGCAUUUGUUACAUUUUAUAUUAAAAUGAAAUAGUUUUAACCCUCUGAGACCUGCCGACUUUACUGUCUUUUAGAGGCUCCAGUAGGUUCA